UACGAUAAAGGAAACAAAAUUAAAUCAUACAUCAAAACGUUAGUGCUACUUUUACUACUAGUACUACUAAUAGUACAACUAGUACUGGGUAGCGCUAGUGGUAAUGCUACUGCUAAUGUCACUUAUGUAAUGAAACAAUUAUCACUGGAGUGGGUAAAGGAGAUUUUAUUUCAGGUUGAGAAAUACAAAACACUGGAGUAUUGGAAAAGCCAAAGAUUCAUAGGCCUAUAAACACCAACUAUGAUGUCGUAGAUCCUUAAAUAUAUCUUAGUAUGAAUGAUGAUAAAUUUAAUCAAAGAGAUACUCUGUUAACUCCAGUUUGGUUCGAACGCAACAGAAGUUUGUGUAAUCCCAAAAGAAUUGACAUUUUACAGAAGAAACCAUGUUUAGGAAUCAACAUAGAAAAUGACACUACUGAAACAGGUUUUAAUAAAAUAGAAGAAAGGAAUGAAAGAGAACAGAAAAAUGAUGGCAAAUGUCAAUUAGAAGAUGAAGUUGAGAACUUUAAGAAACAAAUAAGAAUCCUCCAUGAUGAACUUGUGUUGAAACAGUCAGACCUGGACAAACUUCAUGUUUAUGUUGGUACCCAAGUGACUCCACAGGUUCGUGACUUAGAAGAUGAAUCAACAAAAGAAUGGAAGAAGCAGCUUGAAAGCCAAAUAGAAAAGCUUCAGAAAGAAAGAGACAAACUUUUAAAUUCUCAGACUCAAUUUAAAAUCAGGAUAAAUGCUAUGGAGAACAUAAUAAGUCUGCAGCAAAGAUGGCAGAUGAAAAACUGUGAAGAAAAAGAGGCAAACAAGUGUAAUGCAGAGACUUUACUUACGAGAUGGAGACACAAGGUUUAUGCCCUCUUAGUUCAACAGAAAACCACUGAUAUCAUCCACAAAGAAGAGUUGGCCAAAAAUAACUUUCAGAUAAAAUCUCUUCAAGAUGAAAAAGAAACCUGUUUUCAUGAGAGUAAGCUCUUAUUGAGUUCUUUAGAGAACAGAACUGCUGAAGUCAACCUAGAGAAACUAAAAGUUCAAAAUCUUGAAGACAAGCUGUAUCAUGUUCUGCAAAAAGAGAGGGAGCUCCAACAGUUGCAGACAAAGCAUGAAGGUGCAUUGUCUCGGAUUGAAUCAUCAUUUAGAAGUUUUUUUAGUGAAAUGACUUGUCAUGAGAAAAGUUUUGUUUCAUCACUAAAGAUGCUGAAAGAACUUGACACUCGUCUAACCUUUGCAGUUAGCCGUUUAGACCUUUUAAAAGAACUCUCUAUUCAGCUUCAAAUGGCAGAUAAAAAAACUUGUCAACAAUCCAACCUUAAUGAAAACAAGUCUGACAAAGAAAUGUCAGAUAAUGAUCCUUUACCUUUCAAUAUACUGGAGGAAGAGUUGCACCAUUUAAGGCAAGAGCAAGAAGUUCUGCUGAAACGAUUGAGGGCAGAUCGUCAAAAAUGGCAAGAAAUGUAUACAAUGCAAGAGGAGAAUACCAAGGAGACAGUAAAAGCUUUAAGGGAAAGGCUUGAAGAAACUGAGGUUCAGUUGUUAGAAGAAAGAAAGAAAAAAGCCAGAUUAAUGGAAGAACAGAGUAAAUAUAAAACAGAAGCAGAAGAGGCAAAAUGUACUAUACAGCAACUGGCUAAUGAAUUGGAGUCAAAGAAGGAAAACAAUGCAAUAGCUUUCAACAAUCAGCAAAUAAAGCAUCAGAACCAGAUCAUAGAAUUAGAAACAAAGCUUGAAGAGGCUCGAAGAGAGCAAGUUAAAGCUAUAAUUGCCCAGCAACAUGCUGAACGAGAAACAAAUAUUAUAAAACAUGAAUUAGAAGAAAAGUUGACAGGAUUUAAGGAAAGUAGUCAAUCAGAGAUGAUUCAAUUAAAAAACAGACUCCAAUCACUAGAACGAGAGAAGAAUGUUUUAACAGCAGUUAUUCAUCAUUACGGAUUGACUGACCAGUUCAAAAGUGCGAGAAAGUCACCUUUGCCUCUAAAAACAACUAGUUUAGAUAUGAGUCAGCCAUCAAAAAAUCUAUCAUCUGGUAUAGUUGGAAAGAAAAAACCCGAAGAAAACAUCCAGACAUUUCACCAUCCUGAUCUUCAAUUGAUAAAAGAUACAACAAAAAAACCUGUUGACAAAGAGGGCGUUGAUGAAAUCAAGGAUAUGCUGAAAGAGUUAUCUUCAACAAUCAAGAACAUUUCUGAAGAUGGCAUUGAUGUUUCAACUCAACAAUGAAAUGCUUGAAUAUCAGCCAAAACCUCUGUCUUUGUUUUAUUUUUUCUGCUUAGUUUAGAAUGGUGUUUUGUUAUGUUUAAAUAUAUGAUUGACUCUUUGAAGUUUAACUCAUCCAGGGUGAAAAUUGAACAAAACAUUUUUCACGAAAAAUAUUGUCAAAAAUGCUAAAUGUUAAGCAAAAAAUAUAUUGAACUGUAGAUUUUCUAGAAUCUUCAGAAAAUACUGAUAAUUCGUUUUUUUUUUGUCUGGCAGUUUGCAAUUAAAAAAAAAAUUACUUUUGUAAAAUUCUCCUGUUACACCUAUAGUGCACUCAACCAAAACACUUAUGUUAAGAAAGGACAAACUGUCAACAAACAAUUAAAUAAAACUGCUUAAUUUUAGCUUGUGCAGCUUGAGAAGUGAAAAGAUAUAAUGUUCUUGGAUGCUAGUAAAGAGAUAUGGAAAUAUUACACACUAAUUUGUUGUUGUUUUUUUGUUUUGUUUUUUGCUAAAUGAUAAAGGAUAGAUUGACUCCCAGAUGUGAGUUUACCAACUUUUGAUUUAUCAUUUUCAUUUAAACACCUAAUAUACAUGAAAUUAGCAUAAUACAGCUUUUUCAAAUUUUAAAAAUCCAGGAACAUAAAUGGUUUUUAAAUCAUAUUUUUGGAGGUUACACAGCUAUUUUUAUAUGCAAUCAAAUAAUAAAUGCAGUCUUGCAGGUGGAACUACAGGAUUUUAUGCAAAUGGUAUUAAAGUAUUGUGAUAUUCUAAUGAUUAACCUAGCACACAGUUAUUUGAUCUUCAUAAUACUUGAGAUUAGUGAACCUAUAUGCAUAUGAACAAGUUUAGUAACUUGUAGGUGAAAUGAUAGAUACAAGGCAUGGUGUGAUGUUGGAAUGAUAGAAGGAAAGUCAGAUACUAGCUGAUUGAAAAAGUGGUUGGGUAUUUUUGUAUAAAUAGUUCAUUUAUAUUAAUAGAUGGAGGAAAAACUGUAUUUAAGUGAAAAUAAAAUGUACUGUAUUCAGAUAAAUGAGGAUGAUAAAUACAUAAU
Molecule: messenger RNA, 3237 nt
Organism: Limulus polyphemus (Atlantic horseshoe crab)
Lineage: Eukaryota; Metazoa; Arthropoda; Merostomata; Xiphosura; Limulidae
Product: coiled-coil alpha-helical rod protein 1-like
Exons: 13
Coding region: 273-2207 (644 amino acids)
Biological process (GO): protein export from nucleus; cell differentiation
Cellular component (GO): centriole
Source: RefSeq, a predicted model, not a curated record